Messenger RNA from Puccinia triticina, 402 nucleotides. RefSeq lists its product as uncharacterized. The record is from RefSeq and is a predicted model, not a curated record. Gene Ontology annotation, molecular function: aspartate-tRNA ligase activity; ATP binding; RNA binding. Gene Ontology annotation, cellular component: cytosol; cytoplasm; aminoacyl-tRNA synthetase multienzyme complex. Gene Ontology annotation, biological process: aspartyl-tRNA aminoacylation. NCBI's taxonomy places the organism in Eukaryota, Fungi, Basidiomycota, Pucciniomycetes, Pucciniales, Pucciniaceae. The transcript has 2 exons. Bases 1 to 402 code for a protein of 133 amino acids.
AUGGCCAUUGCUGCCGACUUCGAGCGCGUCUACAAGAUUGGACCACCAUACUACCACAAGGCCGUUGACCUGCUCGACCAACUCUGGCUGUCCAUCUUCAAGGGCCUUCGGUCCUUGUCGGGCCCCGAGAUCCAGACGAUCAAGUCCCAGCACCACCUAGACGACUUCUGCUUCCUCGCAACCACCCUCCGCUUGUCCCACACUGAGGCAGUCCAGAUCCUCAUCAACAACAUGAUUGACUCCAGAUCGGUCAAUCCAAAUAUCCACCAGCUACCGAAAUAUAAUGUUGAUCAUCUCUUCCAAACAUCAGAUUAUUACAUAAUCAAUAAGUUUUUGUUGGUGAUCCGACCCUUCUACACAAUGCCAGACCCAGUCGAGCCCAUUCGUGCAUAUAGGUUUUGA